Messenger RNA from Ixodes scapularis (black-legged tick), 1555 nucleotides. RefSeq names its product protein ARV1 (gene Arv1). Lineage: Eukaryota; Metazoa; Arthropoda; Arachnida; Ixodida; Ixodidae. Gene Ontology annotation, cellular component: Golgi apparatus; cortical endoplasmic reticulum. The record is from RefSeq and is a predicted model, not a curated record. The transcript is spliced from 6 exons. Gene Ontology annotation, biological process: sterol metabolic process; intracellular sterol transport; regulation of plasma membrane sterol distribution. Bases 462 to 1148 code for a protein of 228 amino acids.
ACCAAUGGCGGCUGCUUCACUUUAUCGCGAGUACAUGAAACUCUGCAGCGUGUGGCACGCGGAUCCCACGCGAAAAGGCAAAUGUCUCGGUGAGUUUAUUCGGAAAAGAGUGGCCGAAGAGUUCCGCCAGAGCGAGCAGACGGUUCUUCGGGACCCCGCGGACUGCGUUCGACGCCUCAAGAGCCUCCAGGCGAUCUCGGCCAACACCCACUCUAGCCGCUAUCCGAGGCUCUCUGCAUCGUCGGCGUCGAGUUUAACGCGAGCCGAGUGCUCGCAGUUGAUCUUCGAGAACCUCCAUGCCGUCGGAAAGGCCGAAGAGGAGAGUUCUCUGCUCGAUAACCUAAGGGAGAGGUUCUCGUUCAGGGUUGUCGACGGGAAACCCAAGAAGUAGUGGCAUCGGCCGAAUAGCUGCGAGUGUGGUGUAGUCGAAAGCGCUUAUAUUCUUUUGUAGUUGAAAGACGAUGAAGACCUCGUAUGUUUGCAUCCACUGCGGCGAAGGACAGCAACAACUCUACAAGAGAUACGGCCCCGAUCUGCUUAAGCUGUCCCGAUGUUCCAAGUGCAAUCACACAGUGGACGAGUACAUCGAGAUGGAGCUGUCUAUCGUGUUCAUCGACGCUGUGCUGCAGAAGCUCGAAGCGUACCGGCACCUCAUUUUCAACGUUGGUGUUGAGAGGCCCUGGAAGUUGGCGGUGUUCUUCCUCUUGGGGGAGGCCCUGGAGCUGUGGAUGUCUCGCCAGCAGGGCGCCGGAGCUGGCCUGGGCUUGGAGUGGCACUUCUACCUGACCUGCCUCUUCCUGGUCGCCAGCAAUGCCGUUUUCCUGGCACUCGUGGUUGCCCUGGUGAACCUCUGCGUCAAGACGUGCAACAGGGAGCAUCUGGCCUGGGCUCUGGUGCUGUGUAGCUACGGGAAGCUGCUGGCUCUGCCAGCCACCCUGUGGGGAUGUGACCGGUCCCAGGCACACCUCCUGGUCACGGCCUUCUUCCUCUGCUCCCAGGUCCAGGCCUGCAGGGUUGUCUCCGGAGCUGGGCGAAGCUGGGCAGCAGCUGUGGUGGCGACCUCUUACCUGGUUCAGCAGGCGGCAGUCGUCUGGGCGUCCCCCAUCCUACGGCUGUCGGACUACGCCGGACCUCGAGAAACGGAUUAGCCGGAGCAAGACUGGAGAAGCUCCGAAUGGGACCGGCUGCACGCCCACUGGAGUGCCACAAGUUUCAAAGUGCCUUUGGUUUCGCGACAGCGUGAUUAUCUGCUCGGAACUGGUUUAAAAGGCCUUUUCGUGCUCAGCCGCGGUCAGCGUUGAAGUAUCGAAGUGAGCAGCGGAAAUGGCACGCAGCACUUUCGGAGUAAAUCGUCGACGUGCAAUUCAGGCGAGCAGAGACGAAGAGUUGUCACAAGUCUCGGACUGCCUCUGGUUUAGGGACUGCAUGGUCACCAGCUUGGAACUGGUAUAGGUUUCUUCAAAGAGGUGCUUGUUCAGCAUCAAGGUCUUGGAGUGCGCAGCAACGAAACGGUAGACAACGUUUUUGGAGUAAAUCGUCGACGUGCAAUUGUUAA